Molecule: messenger RNA, 2745 nt
Organism: Bolinopsis microptera
Lineage: Eukaryota; Metazoa; Ctenophora; Tentaculata; Lobata; Bolinopsidae
Exons: 13
Coding region: 436-1605 (389 amino acids)
Source: RefSeq, a predicted model, not a curated record
AGUAGUAGGUAUGCCGAUAGCGCAGCGGACAGUAGAGCCCACACUGGUAUGUCAGAGCAGAGGUAUAACAACCAACAUGCCUCCCUCCCUUCCCUCCACUUCUCUUAUCGCGCUCACUUCUAUCAUCAGACAGCUGAGUACCCUGUCUAAAUAUGCAGACGAGAUGUUUGGAGAUGUGUUUAACGAGGCAAGCAAGUACGUGUACAGAAGUAAUAAGUUAGAGGAAAGGGUGGCAGCACUGGCUCAGGCUCUUCAGGAGAGGAAAGAGGACGAGACUGUUGCGUUACCAGACGUGCCGGCUCCAGUGCAGGAGAAGCCUGAACAACACAUUCUUAACGUGUAUAUUCCACGUGCCCUGAAGGAGAAAUACCACGAGUGUGACAGACCACCCCCACUAGGAGUAUUCGCUAGAUUGAGGUCAGAUGGGCGAGAUGGAUGUCCCUGUACACGGACCCAACCCUCUUCUUCAGACAAUGGCUCUACAACAUGAACCGGGAGGCUAAUGUUCUCCGGAACCCUAAAAAGAAGAGAGUGAGAAGAAGCAGGAGUUCUAUUAAACCAGGACAGGCCCUGUACAUAGCACCUCCCUCCGCCUCUCCCCCUCCCCCACUUUCCUACCCAGUCUACGAAAACAGGGAUCUGGUAGACCAACCUGACGAGGAUGAGGAGGAAAACCUUUACGAGAUGCUGCCUGAUCAGGAAAACUCGCCGCCUCCCCACCAGAGUUCCCCACAACAGGCUCCCUUCGAACAGAACACCUCGAUACACUUCAACCAACAAGUCCACUGUAACCAGUCCUACCAGUUCAACCAGUCCGGUCACUUCGCCAGCUCCCCCCAACAUCAACCCUCCAGCCCUUACCAACCAGCCCUCACCAGCCCUCCUCACCAGGUUCCUAACGCAGAACUAAACGUGUCCGCGCACGACCAGCACGCGCUAGCGCACGAACAGCACGGCUCGGUUACAACCUCAGAGGAAGUUCCUUCAGAGCAUGGGAACUCCUUCCAGAGGAACAGAAGCUAUGAUUUGUCAAUGCAGUUUGAGAGGCAAGGAGAUGAGUUUCACAACAGUUUACUACAAUUGGAGAAUAAUAGAUUACAGUUUGAUAACAGUAGUCCAAGUCGGCAGUAUACUGAUUCUCCUCAGUUAGAUUCCAGGACUCAACCUCGACACUUUAAUGACCAAUACGGCCAUCUAGAAGAUGCAGUGUUACCUGUACAGAACUCUCUUACAUCACUUAGCCUUGAUACACACGGUAACAGGCAGCAACAGUCAGAAUGGCAAGGCUCAAAUCAGAUUUACGAUAAUCACCGACUUCAGCAGCCGGCAGGAUUACAGCCCUCUGUACACAGUGGAGGAAUCCAAAGAUUUCCAUCUGAUCCUACGACACGCCAUUCUCCCUGGACGACUUACCACCGCCACCUGAGGAUUUACUCGAUACAUUGGACCAUUCUGUCAGCCCAUUUCCUACUUCUACUACACCUUAUAAACAAAUACCAGCUGCCCCGUCACCUCCACAAGACUACUACGACCACUCCAUCACGAGUUGUUACGUCAACCCCCGAUAUCAGAGCACAGUAUCCAGCACGCUUCACCUCUCAGUAAUCUUUCUCCUGUCAUAAACCAGCUUGAGAGGAGUCUAAACAAGCAGCCAGCCAGGACGCCGUCACCGGCCCCGCAAUUAGAUUUGUUGGCUGCCAUACGAUCGGGGAUAAAUCUACGACCUAUGAAGAAAGAGAAAGAGCCUAGUCCUCCCGCAGCUACACUGUUCCACGACGUUGCCUCAAUCUUACAACGCAGAAAGUUCCUUAUGGGUGACAUGGGCGAUGGGACCAGUGAUAGUGAAAGUGAAAGUGAUGGUGAAUGGGAUGAUGAAGACAACAGCUGGAAUUAAGAGUCACAGAGAGUCAUCCGUUGGUUUUGCUGUUAGGAAUUAAGUGUUCUUUGAUGAAAUCGUUGAGAGAAACUUGGAGAUGAGGUAAACUUGGAGAUUAUAGUCCUCGAACUGAAAUUGUUAUAAUAAAGAUCUAUAAAGAUCUAUGAUAAUAUUAUAUAAGAUCUAUGAAAAUAUAUAAGUUCGAAUAUAUGUAAAAUUUUUAAAUAUGUAUUUGUUUGUUUGUUUACUCUUCUUUUCACUUAUUUACAAAUUAUUUGCCUUGCACAGAUGUGUUCAAACAGUUCAUGGCUUAUUAAGUAACUUCUGUAUGUUUUAAUUACGACAUUUAUCUUAUUUUAAGUUGCCUUACAUUUGAAGUUCUGAUCACUCAUCGCCUGGAAUUUUAAUCUUUAACCGAAUGAUUCCACAAUUUUCAAAUUUGAUUUUAUAUACUGGUUGAUCAUUAUAUAAAAUACAAUUAUUGAUAAUUGCUGCUUAUGAAUUUAAGAAAGUUUAUUAUCAGAUUGUAUACGAAUUUUAACAGAUUCAUUUAUGAGGGAAUUUCAUUGGGUUUUAUCAUCAAUUUAGUUCAUCAAUUUCUGAGGAACAUUUAAUAAGUUUUUUCUGUAUUUUAGUAGCUAUUUGCACUUUGAAUAUAAAGUUAUAUUGGUAACGUGAUAUCAUCUAAAUUUUAAUGCUACGAAAAGAAAUUAUAAUUUACAUGAUACUUUAGAUUAAAUGUUAUUUGUCGAGUUUGAUUGUAUUCUGUGGUUUGAACUUCUGUUUUAUAAAAGUAAAACAAUAUUACAUUGAAGUGUUUUUAAUCUCAAAAUAGAAUUAGCUAAUUAAUUACAGUAAACUAAGUCGAC